GGCUCCAGGUGAGGCUGGAGGAUACGAGAGCUGCCCUGUUCUAGAAACUGGGUCCCCACGGCCUCUGCUCACACCCCUGACUUCCCACCCAGAUCCUUGGGAUCCAAAUUGGAACACGCUCCUCGAGGCACGACUUUCUCAAUGAGUUGAUCCACCUGUUUCUUUGUUGGCAUAAGUCAGAGCUCUUCUGUACCAGGGCCAUGGCGUCCUGCCCAGUCCUGCAGAGGGAGAGGGUGUUCCAGUCAGGAGCCCACAUCUACAGGAUCCCGGCUCUGCUCUACCUGCCUCAGCAGAAGACCCUGCUGGCCUUUGCGGAAGAGCGGAUGAGCAAGAAGGAUGAGCAUGCCAAGCUCAUUGUCCUGCGCAGGGGAAGCUACAAUGCGUCCACCUGCCAGGUCCAGUGGCACUCACAGGAGGCGGUUUCCCAAGCCCAGCUGGAGGGCCACCGGUCCAUGAACCCAAGCCCCCUGUAUGACGAGGCCACGGGCACCAUUUUCCUCUUCUUCAUCGCCAUCCCUGGGCAGGUGUCAGAGCAUCACCAGCUUCAGACCAGGGUCAACGUGACACGGCUGUGCCAGGUCACCAGCCCAGACCACGGCAAGUCCUGGAGCCCCCCCACCGACCUCACUGACUCCGUCAUUGCCUCAGCCCACAAGGACUGGGCCACAUUCGCGGUGGGCCCCGGGCACUGCCUGCAGCUGAGCAAUCCGAAGCGGAGCCUGGUGGUGCCAGCUUACGCUUACCACAGCCACUGCUGCCAGAAGGCGCCUUCCCCCUCUGCCUUCUGCUUGGUCAGCCACGACCACGGGCGCACGUGGGCGAGAGGGAGCUUCGUGGCCCAGGGCACGCUGGAGUGCCAGGUGGCCGAAGUCAGGGAUGGGCAACAGAGGGUGGUAUAUCUGAAUGCGAGGAGCCCCCUCCGAGCCAGGGUCCAGGCCCAGAGCACCAACAACGCCCUGGAUUUCAAGGAGACUCAGCAGGUGAAGAAGUUGGUGGAGCCCCCCCACGGCUGCCAAGGGAGCAUCGUCAGCUUCCCCAGCCCCCACGCGGGCUCCGAACCCCUGGACUGGUGGCUGCUCUACACCCACCCGACUGACCCACGGCAGAGAUCCAACCUGGGCGUGUACCUCAACCGGUGGCCGCCCGUGCCCACAACCUGGUCAGAGCCCACCCUGCUGGCCCCCGGCAGCUGCGCUUACUCAGACCUGCAGAGCAUGGGCACCGGCCCUGACGGGUCACCCCAGUUUGGGUGUCUGUAUGAAUCGGAUGAUUACAAGGAGAUCGUCUUUGUCAUGUUCACCCUGCAGCAAGCCUUCCCAGCUGCGUUUUUGCCGCAGUGAGCAGCGAGCCCUCUGGGUGCUGCCCACGAGGGCUUUGCCCACCAAGGGGCUUGUGGUUCUCUUCUGCCCAGGCCCCUCUGGACUGGAGAGGCCGCCUCUUGCUUCCCUCUGUUGAACGUGUGAUCAAAGGGGCGCCCAGUGUGUGUCUGCCGCUGGGCUCCUUUCCUCCUCUGUUGUCUCAGCCUCCCCAGAGGAUUCUAUUUUCAGCCCAGCAACUGAAGGAACCUGGCUUCCUGGGGCCCCUGGGGACAGCCUGCAGCUUUGCUGCAGGACUUCAUGAAUUAUCUAGUCCAGCCCAUUUCUCCUUAGCUCCUCACGUUCCUGGGCACAGGCUGGGACAGAGAUGCAAAUUAGCAGAGACGCGUGUGUACGUUUGUGUGUCUGUGUGUAUCUCUCUGUGUGUUCUCAAUGCUUUAGAGCAGGGACCAUAAGUAUGGCUUUGCAAGGAGGUAAGGCAGGGUCUAGGAAAAGUAAGCUGGCUUAUAUUUUUGUGUAAGUUUCCCAGGGCUGCUGUAAAAAAGUACCACCAACUUAGUGGCUUAAAACAACAGAAAAUCACUCUCUCACAGUUCUGGAGGCUAAAAGCCACAAAUCAAGGUGUCCUCAGGGCUGUGCUCCCCCCAAGGGAGCAUGGGGCACAUCCUUCCCUGCCUCGUCCAGAAGCCCAGGCCUCCCUUGGCUCAUGGCUGCAUCACUUUUGGGUCUGCCUCCAUCUUCCCAUAGCCCUCUCCUCCUUCCUCUCUGCUUUCUCUUCUGUAUCUUUUAAGGACACUUAGGGCUCACCUGGACAAUCCAGGAUGACCCUUCACUUAACUACAUCUGCAAAGACUCUUUUCCAAAUAAUGUCACAUUCACAGCUAUGGUUUUUCCAGUAGUCAUGUAUGGAUGUGAGAGCUGGACCAUAAAGAAGGCUGAGCACUGAAAAACUGAUGCU
Molecule: messenger RNA, 2274 nt
Organism: Bubalus bubalis (water buffalo)
Lineage: Eukaryota; Metazoa; Chordata; Mammalia; Artiodactyla; Bovidae
Gene: NEU2
Product: neuraminidase 2
Exons: 3
Coding region: 201-1340 (379 amino acids)
Biological process (GO): ganglioside catabolic process; oligosaccharide catabolic process
Cellular component (GO): lysosome; membrane; cytoplasm
Molecular function (GO): exo-alpha-sialidase activity
Source: RefSeq, a predicted model, not a curated record